CGCGUGCGCAGACCGAGCGCGCUGAGCGGAGGGGGUGGUGGCUGGCAGCUUCUCCCGCGUCCGCCAUUUUGUUGCUGUGGCUCUUGGGAACCGGCGAGGCAAAACCACCCUGGAGGCGCGACGCUUCUUGGAGUUCGGUGCUUGGUGUGGCUGCUGGGGUCCGUGUAAAGCCUUGGGGGUGCGGAGCCGGCGCGUUUCAGGCCAGGAGUGAGUGGAGGGAGGCACCCCAGGACGUGGGGCAGCCCGAGAACCCCGGGGCGGCCUCCGCUGCGGCUCGGCUUCGCCCGCCCCGACCUCGGGCUCUGGUCCGCAUUCCCAAGCCGGCUCCUUCCGUGAGGAGGCCCCUGAGCAAGCGGGCGAAGGCGGAGGAUGCUGCGGGCCCGGAGCCGAGAGGAAGGUGCUGGCUCGGUCCUCUAAGCGCGCCUCGAGGUGUGCCGAGAGGCCCUUCUUCGUGCCCGAAGCCGUCUGCCGGGCGAAGGCGUCCAGAGCCGGCGAGAGCAGCCGCCGCCCCGACCCGGCCCAGAGCCUCGGCCCGACACCAUGUCCUCCGCCAGGUUCGACUCCUCAGACCGCUCCUCCUGGUACAUGGGGCCGGUGUCUCGCCAGGAGGCGCAGAACCGGCUCCAGGGCCAGCGCCACGGCAUGUUCCUCGUCCGCGACUCCUCCACCUGCCCCGGGGACUAUGUGCUGUCGGUGUCCGAGAACUCGCGAGUCUCCCACUACAUCAUCAACUCACUGCCCAACCGCCGUUUUAAGAUCGGGGACCAGGAGUUUGACCACUUGCCGGCCCUGCUGGAGUUCUACAAGAUUCACUACCUGGACACCACCACCCUAAUCGAGCCUGCGCCCAGGUAUCCAAGCCCACAAAUGGGAUCUGUAUCAGCACCCAACCUGCCUACAGCAGAAGAAAAUCUGGAAUAUGUACGGACUCUCUAUGAUUUUCCUGGGAAUGAUGCUGAAGACCUGCCCUUUAAAAAAGGUGAGAUCCUGGUGAUAAUAGAGAAGCCUGAAGAACAGUGGUGGAGUGCCCGGAACAAGGACGGCCGGAUUGGGAUGAUUCCCGUCCCUUAUGUUGAAAAGCUUGUGAGAUCCUCACCACAUGGAAAGCAUGGAAAUAGGAAUUCCAACAGUUAUGGGAUCCCAGAACCUGCUCAUGCAUAUGCUCAACCUCAGACCACAACUCCUCUACCUGCAGUUUCCAGUACUCCUGGGGCAGCAAUCAACCCAUUGCCGUCCACACAGAAUGGACCUGUCUUUGCAAAAGCAGUCCAGAAAAGAGUUCCCUGUGCUUACGACAAGACUGCCUUGGCAUUAGAGGUUGGUGAUAUUGUGAAAGUCACAAGGAUGAACAUAAAUGGCCAGUGGGAAGGUGAAGUGAAUGGGCGCAAAGGGCUUUUUCCUUUUACGCACGUCAAAAUCUUUGACCCUCAAAACCCAGAUGAAAAUGAGUGAUUGCCGUUGGCCCUGUUUUCUACUGCUUAGUUAUUCUGUCCGUCAUAGUCUCCUUUGAGGGAAAGCAUUCUAUUUCAUAGGCAAGUUACACUGCAUUGCCGAAGUCCAGCUUUCUGCAGACUGGCGGUCUCAUACAUGUUUGGAAUGCACACAGUGGCUGCCUCGGCAUUUGUAUCAUAGUUGUAUUGUCAAAGAGUAGCGGAUUUUAGAGUUCUUUUGGAUCAUAAACUGGAAAUACUGGUGGAAGCACACAAAUGGAAAGAAGUUGACGAGGGAAGGGUCCUUCUCAUCACUGCCCUGUUGUACUUGUGACUGAUUCUGUCAUGUUCAUCAGAGAAAGCUUGAGGCCAUGGCGAGACAUUGCACAUUACUGUUCCACAAAGCAGCGGCUCAGUUCUAGUUUGUUUUUUCUUUAAAGAGCAGAGCAAGUGAACCUUAAAGAAGAGGAAAUUCUGUCCUAAAUUCCCCAUAUCUGGCUCUUCUCUUUUUUUCUUUUGGUUUGAUUUUGGAAGACUUAAUUAGACUUGUGUGUUCUGAACAGGCUUUUAAGUAGCACAUUGGAUUUUUGUGAUAUCACAAGGAAUGACAUGUGCCUCUCAGCUUCCAAACUGAAGCUACUGUAACUGAGGAAAUGAAAAUACAAACCUGAAAUGGAGGCCUGUAUUGUCUUGGUUGGCAGUGGUAUCUUUUAGCCAUAUAGCAAACAACACCAAAAAAAUCAGCAGUCGUGGUGUGCCAAGCUGUGUGGGCAGCUUCUUGGAUUACAUUGUCCCCAACAGCAACAAUAUGGAGGGUGAUUUGGGGAAACCUUUGCCCACCUGCCCACCUUAUUUGCCAAUGACAGAAGCAUAUGGGGAGGGGGGUUCUUGGCCAGUUUUCUGUCCUGUGGUUCAGUGAAUAAACCCCUUUAAGGUAUAAGACUUAAGUUUCUUUAAAAAGGGAGGUUGCUCAUAGAAUCAUCUAAUUCAUUAAUGAAUCUUUAAAUUCUCUCUGAAGCCUAGUCCUCCCUGCCACAGCCUGGACUCACCAGGCUGCAGGAGAAAGAUGGUGCUGCUAAUACUGGUUCUACAGUCUGUGUGCCCAUGAUGCUCUCAAGCAAAAAAAAUGCAGAGUCUGGAAAUUGCUUAAUACAUUUGAUGUCUAAUGUUUUAGUGACUAGGGAGAACCAUUAACUAAUUUUACCAUUAAUCAUUUACCAGGUUUUGUUUUUUAAUAUGUUUUAUUGAUUUUCAGAGAGAGGAUGGGCGAGGGCUAGAGAGAUCAAUGAGAGAGAAACAUCAUUGAUUGGCUGCCUCCUGCACGCCCCCUACUGGGGAUCAAGCCGCAACCUGGGCAUAUGCCCUAACCGAGAAUGGAACCAGUGACCUCUUGGUUCAUGGGUCGAUGCUCAACCACUGAGCCACACCGGCUGGGCCAUUUACCAGUUUGAUGUUAAAGUUGCCCUGUUAGCUGAAAGAGGCCUGUUCAUACAAGCCAACUGGUACAAAUCGCUAUAGCAAACUAGAAUGCUGGAACCUUUUUGCAGUUCAGUCUGCUCUCCCUUCUAGACACUGGUGAAGAUGGGCCUCAGCUCAGAAUGAACACAGCAGACCUAGAGAUGUAGCAGCAACUUAAUGAGCAGUUCUGUAUCAUUUAAAUUUUUCCUUAAAUCAGAAAUAAAUAAAUAAAAUUUUCUUUAAAUCAGUAUUCUAUCAGGCAGGUAACACCGUAUUAUUAAAGAAUCUUGAUAGUGCUCCUGUGUGAAAAAAUUAAUGAUCAUUUGGGAAAAAAUACACCGUGGCUGCCUGUCUGUAGUUAUCCUGAAAGAAGACAACAAUCAUCUCUUCCUAAUCAAGUGAAAACUGUGGCUCUGAAGGUACCCAUCCAUUGCAGUUGCCUCUUGACAAUAGUUGGCUCAGAACAUAAGAAGUACCAUGCCAUUUUGGAAAGCAAGGUUUCCUUUCAGCCAUGUCUGCUGAUCAGUAUAGCAAGACCCACAUCAUGUAGAGCACUUCAGAAUCAGAACACUCACAACCUAGAUUUGGCUUCAUAGUAAGUCUGCUCAUCACUUCAGCCCACAUAUACGUCUCCAGGACUGCUGGAGACUUGGAGCCUCAAAUAAGGUGAGCUUUGAGUUCUGAGCUCUUAAGAUAUGUGCCAAAAGUAGCACCUUUUUUACAUAGAACCUUACUAGUUUUUUAAUCAGGCAGGGAAAUUCUCUUUUUCACACUAAACAUACAAAAAACGGCACCCCUGCCUUGUUUUCAUGCCUGGGUUCCCAGCAGCCUGGGAAGACUGCUUCAGAAAGUGAUGUGAAUCUUCCGAGGAGCUGCCUUCCUCCUGGGCACACUUCCUUUUAGGAUUGUUCAUUAUUGCUACUUGCUCUACUCUACUGUUUGUCAUGUAAGAAAAUAUUGGGAUGUUAAAUUAUCUCACUUGGGAAGUGAACAAGUUACGUACUAAAGGACAUUGACAGUUUGAUUCAAAACUUAUUUAUCCUGGGAAGGACCUCCAACACAGGAGUCAUUCUUGUCAUUUCUGCAUGGUGUGGUCCCAUCUGAUGACACGGUUAACGAAGAGGAGGACACUUGGGCUGCCAUUUGUCGACUUAAAGUGGCCCAGAGGAGAUGGCUUCUCUGCUCAUGGUUGGAAAGCUGAAAGGAGGGAAGGACAGCUGCUCCCUCCUUGAGCUCAAGCAUCCCUGGCACUGUGCUAACUUUCUUUUACAGCUGUUUACAGACAAGGCGGGCCGAGACAGACGGCCACUGCUCUUGUAAUGUUUGCUCAGAGGAAAAUGAACAUUUUAUUUUUGAAAAGGGAUGAUGUGUUUUUGUGCCAGGUGUUUAUAAUUUAAUCCUUUAAUAUUAUGUUCAUUAACUUCUUAAAAAUGAAUGAAUUCUUGUUUUAACACAGUACCUAAGACUAAUGUUUUCUGUGGACACCACUGAGGUCUGCCUCAAACUCCACUCUCUGGGACUGGAGACCAAUGUCCCUGGUAACUGCUGACAGUGUGGACACUGCGCUAGUUGUUUAUUCUAAAGGAGUAGAAGGACAGUUCUCUGAGACAGGGUCGUUGUCUCUGCAGGAGAAACAGUGGCCUUGCUUCUAGACGGUCUUCACUGUGUGUUUUAAAACAACACAAUACUCUUUUGACCUGUAACUUAAAGAUCGUAAAUUUCAGGCAAUAAUAUUUUCUGUGUAAGCUUUUAAAAUUAUUUUUUGGGAUCAUAGCUUGUUUUAUUUUGUGCUAUAAAAUUAACAGUAUUAAAUUACUUAUAUUCUUAGAACACAUCGAGUGUCUUUUCUUAACAGAUUAGUGCCUUUUUAUUUUUGUAUUUCAUUUUACGUUACUGGUCCCAGCAUCAGAACCCUUGUUUCCAUGGCCUUGUUUGUACAUUGUCUCAAUAAAACUUGCAUCAGCCGGUGGUGGCAGCA
Molecule: messenger RNA, 4866 nt
Organism: Myotis daubentonii (Daubenton's bat)
Lineage: Eukaryota; Metazoa; Chordata; Mammalia; Chiroptera; Vespertilionidae
Gene: CRKL
Product: CRK like proto-oncogene, adaptor protein
Biological process (GO): enzyme-linked receptor protein signaling pathway; cell migration; positive regulation of ERK1 and ERK2 cascade
Cellular component (GO): cytoplasm
Molecular function (GO): signaling adaptor activity; receptor tyrosine kinase binding
Source: RefSeq, a predicted model, not a curated record